Molecule: messenger RNA, 5464 nt
Organism: Antechinus flavipes (yellow-footed antechinus)
Lineage: Eukaryota; Metazoa; Chordata; Mammalia; Dasyuromorphia; Dasyuridae
Gene: PLEKHA7
Product: pleckstrin homology domain containing A7
Exons: 27
Coding region: 4-3948 (1314 amino acids)
Biological process (GO): pore complex assembly; zonula adherens maintenance; cell-cell adhesion mediated by cadherin
Cellular component (GO): pore complex; zonula adherens
Source: RefSeq, a predicted model, not a curated record
AUAAUGCUUUUUGAGCUCUCCUUUCUUCACCGGGGAUCACUUCAAGUCAGGAAGAUCAUUUUGGGAGCUGGGAGAAGGAUGGAUUGGAAACUGGAAAGGCUGCAUGCCCAGAGACCCAUUAGGGGGUUUCCAUUGAUCAGCCACAAUCAGCAGACCACAGCAUUUAGGCAUCCUGUGACUGGACAGUUUUCUCCAGAAAAUAUUGAAUUUAUUCUUCAGGAGAGGCCGAAUCCGCAUAUGUCAAAGCAAGAAUUUAUGAACCAGAGACCCUCCAGCAUGGUCAGUGAGACGUCCACAAUUGGAACGACAUCUACUCUGGAUAUGAAAUCAGGACCAAGGGUUAUCAAGACUAGCAAAAUUCACAGCUUUGGAAAAAGGGACCAGGCUAUCAGAAGAAAUCCCAAUGUCCCAGUGGUGGUGAGAGGAUGGCUGCACAAACAGGACAGUUCUGGGAUGCGGUUAUGGAAGAGAAGAUGGUUUGUGCUGGCAGAUUUCUGUUUGUUCUACUACAAAGACAGUCGAGAAGAAACUGUCCUGGGGAGCAUCCCACUGCCCGGCUAUGUGAUCUCACCUGUUGGGCCCGAAGAUCGAAUAAACCGCAAGUAUUCUUUUAAGGCUGUCCACAAUGGCAUGCGGGCCCACAUCUACCACAGCACUGGCAUUGACUUCCCACCGGAGCACUCGGGGAUAAGAACAUACUACUUCAGCGCCGACACGAACGAAGAUAUGAACGGCUGGAUCAGAGCCAUGAACCAGGCUGCCCAGCUCCAGUCUCGUGCAACCCUGAAGCGGGAUGCCGAGAGGACAGAGCGGCAAGCUGUCCCACAAGCCAACCAUACAGACCCCUGUCAAGAGUGUGGCCGCCUGGGCCCUGGACAUACCAGGGACUGCUCCCAGCGAGCCCCCAAUGAUGCCUUUGGCUUUGACAGGCCUGAGCAAGACGAUGAGGAACGCUACGGCUUCCAAAGGGACCCUCUGGAGGGGAAGCGGGAGAGGGGGAAGUCCAAGUCCCCCUACCCAGCCGCUGAGGCAGACUUUGCGGACUUACCCAGUGGUCCCAGGGCUCAGUCAGCCCAGCCUCAGCCAAUGGAGAGGAACGGCCUGGUUCCUGGUUCCUUUGGUGGGGGUUCUGGGCUUGGGGAGCAGAAUGGUACUGGUGGGUAUAAGAGGGUAAUCCAUCCCCGAACCAACCCCGAAAAACAUGCCCAGAGGAGGAGUAACAUGGCGCAGGUGGAGAACUGGGUGAAGGUACAGAAAGGAGACGGCAAAAGCCUUGUCUCAGACCAGAUACGAUUCCUCCAGCAGGGUCCUGGCCAAUCCCUGUCUUUCUCAGAGAACUACCAGACCUUGCCCAAGAACACCCGCCAUUCCUCGGGCAGUUCCCCACCUCCACUCCGCAACUUACCUAGUGAUUACAAAUAUGCGCAGGACCGAGCCAGCCACCUAAAGAUGUCCAAUGAGGAGCGCCGGGCGCAUCGGGAUGGCACUGUAUGGCAACUGUAUGAAUGGCAACAGAGGCAGCAGUUCAAACAUGGGAACCCUACGGCCCCCAUCUAUGCAGGUUCCCCAGAGUUUACUGAUCAAGGCCGGAGCAAGAGCAUGCUGGAGGUGCCUCGAUCGAUCUCUGUGCCGCCCUCUCCAUCAGACAUCCCUCCCCUAGGCCCUCCCCGGCUCUUUCCAACACGGAGACCCCACACGCCAGCCGAACGGGUCACUGUAAAACCUCUGGAACAGAGGAGAAGUGUGGACAUUUCCCUAGGGGGAUCCCCCAGGAAGGUCCGGGGCCACCACACUCUUAAGAACUCCUCCCAUGUGGACAGACGCUCCAUGCCGUCCAUGGGGUAUAUGACACACACAGUUAGUGCUCCCAGUUUACAUGGAAAGUCGCCUGAAGAGUUAACAUUACUUCUCAUUCGAUUAAGGAGACAUCAGGCUAAGUUGGCUAGUGUGCGAAAUUACACAAUCGCCCAAUUACUGCAACAUGAGCCAACAAUUCCCACCUACCAGGCUGAUGACACCUACCUUCAGCUGAAGAAAGAUCUGGAGUAUCUGGACCUAAAGAUGACCCGUGACACUCUCAAGGACAGAAGUCUGAAGCCUGUGAAAGUAGCUGAGAGUGAUAUUGAUGUAAAAUUAAGCAUCCUAUGUGAACAAGACAGGGUCCUGCAGGACUUAGAAGACAAGAUAAGGGCCCUCAAGGAGAACAAGGACCAGCUAGAGUCGGUCCUGGAGGUUUUGCACAGACAGAUGGAGCAAUAUAAAGACCAGCCCCAGCAUUCGGAAAAGAUUUCUUACCAACAAAGGCUUUUGCAGGAAGACCUCGUUCACAUACGGGCAGAGAUAUCCAAGCUUUCAACAGAAAUGGAAAAUGCCUGGAAUGAAUACCUGAAGCUGGAGAACGACGUCAGUCAGCUGAAACAAACCCUACAGAGGCAGAGUCGCCGAUCCUUCUUUCUGCCUCAGGAGAGAGGUCAGAUACAGAAGGAUCUUUGGAGGAUUGAAGAUGUCACUGCUGGCCUGAGCACAAAUAAAGCAAACUUCAAAAUCUUAGUGGAGUCCUUCAAGAAUCCAGAAAGAAAAACUGUGCCUUUGUUCCCUCACACGCCUGUGCCUUCAGUCCUCAAAUCUCUCAGUACUUCGGAGAGCAAACGAGUCCCUCAGACGAGUCCCCCGAACAGCCCUCCGUGGACCAGCCCUGCAAAGACCCCCCUGGAGGUCCGCCUCUUUCCGCAGCUGCAGACCUAUGUGCCCUACAGAACCCAUCCGCUGCAGCUGAAGAAAGUGACCUCUCCCGUCCAGUCCCCUACAAAGCUGUCGCCAAAGGCUGAAGAUGAGGCCCCUCCCCGACCCCCCCUUCCCGAGCAAUACAGCCCCGAAGACCCUCCUCCCGCCGUGCCUCCUCUUCCUCGGGAAGCCACCAUUAUCCGUCACACCUCCGUGAGGGGCCUCAAGCGGCAGUCGGACGAGAGGAAGCGAGACCGGGAGCUGGGGCAGUGUGUGAACGGCGACUCCAAGGUUGAGCUCCGUUCAUAUAUGAGCGAGCCGGAGCUGGCAUCCCUCAGCGGUGACGGGAACCAGCCCUCCCUUGGAUUUGUGGGCCCCGAUAGUGGCUACCAGACGUUACCUGGGAGAGGUUUUUCCGGCUCCACAUCCAGGCUCCAGCAGUCAUCCACCAUUCCUUCCUACGUUACACUCAGGAGGGGAUUAAAUGCCGAUGGCUCAAAGAGACCCAAGAGUGCCUUGGAACGCCUAUAUUCUGGAGACCACUUGAGGGGCAAAAUGAGCGCUGAGGAGCAGCUGGAGAGAAUGAAGCGUCACCAGAAGGCCCUUGUCCGGGAGCGGAAGAGAACGCUGAGCCAAGGCGAGAAGCAGAGCAUGUCCUCAUCCCACGCCUUCAGCCGUCCCAGCCCCGGAGACCUUGGCUCAUGGAAGCGAGAACAGGACUUUGAUUUGCAGUUACUUGAGAGAGCCAUGCAAGGAGGGGAGAAAGAUGAGGACGGAUGGCUGAAAGUGCGGGCUACCCCCGUGACUGAGAUGGACCUAGAACCUCAAGAUUAUGACAUAGACAUCAACAGAGAGCUGUCCAAGCCAGACAAGGUGUCCAUUCCCGAGCGCUAUGUGGACUUGGAACCCGAGGAACCGCUCAGCCUGGAAGAGUUAGAGGCGAGGUUCCGCAAAGCUGAGAAGAUCCGCAACCUCCUCACCCGCUCGAGCAUGCACACUCUCCAGCCUCUGACCGCCCAGGACAAACAUCGCUCAGCCGACCUGGACUCCCAGCUCCAAGAACAAGAGCGCAUCUUCCACAUCUCCCACACUCUGGCUUCGGAAGCCUCCCAGCGUAGCAAGCAGGUGGCAGCUCAACAGUCAGCCUUGCUGUCCAAGGGCCUCCCCUCACCUUCUGUACCACAGCCCCCCUUAAGCAAUGGAUUUCACUACACGUUUGUCUAAGCACCUUCCAACCCAAGCAGUAAGCGACCAGUGAACCACGUCCUGGAGACGGGAGCCGCAGCAGCCGGAGCCCUUGGAGAAGAUCCCUCGUUUUCCCCCAAGUAAAUUCCAAGAACCUAGGGAGAGGGGGGAGAGACCCCCCAUCCUGUAGGCUAGUUACACACACCCCACUUUUGGUUUAGUUCUGACUUUUAUAUAUGUAUAAAAAGGCACUUUUAAUACAUGCUGUAAAAUCCUGACACUGUAUUUUAGAAACUAUAUUUUUUAACAAUCUCAAGGGCUGAGUGGAUGGAAAGGUAUUUAUCUAGCUGUGGUGGGGUUCGGGGGGGGGGCACACACACAGGUUCAGGUACACAUUGGGAGGGGGUGGGUGAGAAUCCGAAACCAUCCCUGAGGCUCAAGAAGCUUCAGUUAUGCUGGAGAUAAACCCGAGAGGAGCUGAGCCGGAGGAUGUCCUUCUGGGAGCCGGAGCCAAGAGACGGCAGGAUUCUGCCGGGAGGAGCGAGCUGCCCAUCCCUCCCGCUGUCUCCCUGCAGACAAGGAUUCACAUCCUGCCUUCAAGGUCACUUAUGCCGAGCAGCCGGUAUCUUUAGCAGGAGCUCCAGACUCCAGCUACGUCUUGGUCAAAGGUUCUGACCAGCUGGGCUCCUCUUGGCAAGAUACACACUCGCAGAGUAUGUACCUUUAGAAGGAAUUGGGUCUUCUACCAAAAUUAAAAAAAAAAAAAUCAUGAAAUGAAUGAAUAAAAUUUGGAAAUAGCAAAUGGAAAGCAGCAGCAAUUCAGGUCGUAUAGUAAGCAAUAACUGUAUCCAGGGGGUGCUUGAUCAAUGCAUCUGGAAAUUUUAUUCAAUUGUUUUCAAAUGCAAGACAUGGCGCGCUGGAGGGGCAAGUCUAGAAGGGCCUUUGAUGUCCUGCCGGUGGCCCUGUGCUUCUGGGGACCUCGACCUUCACCAGCCCCUCCUUGUUGGCUGAUUGUCUCGGACCAGUCGCCAAAGGUGGGCAGCUGGACUCCCGAGAAUUGUGGUAGUACAUUGUAGAAGGAAAACAUUUUCCUGCAGAAACGUGGUUUCCUACAGAAAUGAAAGGCAGAGUGACACAAAAGGACUUUGAAACAGCUCAUCGAGAUGUUUGCAGUGUUUUGCAAGACUUUUAACGUGUUCCAGUUAUGUUUUCCUGCAUUGAAAAAGAAAAAAAGUUUUAAAAAAAAUCUAGUGAGUGGAACGACAAGUUGCUAAUUAAUAUAAAAAUUCCUAUUGUUUUUUUUUUGACUCUAUUCAGAAAAAAAAUUAUUCUUGAAGGUAUUUAGAAGACACAGUCUAUUUUUAACUCACUCCAGUUACUGCCAGUGUCAACUUCAUAACACUUGCCAAAAUGAAAUGGUUUUAUUUUUGCCUUUAUAAAAAAUUUUGUUGGAAAAAAAAAGGAAAUGAAUAUUUUGCAAGAAAAAGUUAAUUUAAAUAAAAGUGUAAUGGUUUGCAAAAAAAAAAAAUAUGUACAGAUUAAAAUAUUAACCAGA